Molecule: messenger RNA, 931 nt
Organism: Guyanagaster necrorhizus
Lineage: Eukaryota; Fungi; Basidiomycota; Agaricomycetes; Agaricales; Physalacriaceae
Exons: 2
Coding region: 492-677 (61 amino acids)
Source: RefSeq, a predicted model, not a curated record
CUUCCAUCACGCCUGUCAUCCCGUAGAGCUUGCAUGUCCCUACGGAGGAUCUUAUGCUCCUAACGUUCAAAGUCCAAUGUAGAUGGUGAAUAGGUGCUCCGACAAAGAAAACCAUCGGGCUUGGGGUUAUCAAUAUCAUUUAAAACCGGGAAUAUCGCCGACAUCAUAUACUCAGUACUGCGGGAAAAGUAGUAUUCCCACUACUGCUCUCCGCAGGUCUGCCGCUGGCUGUACUUGCGGACAUCAGAAACUCUGCAACGGGCCGUUUUACACUAUGGUCUUUCAAAAAUCAUUUUAGAAGACACCGCUAGGUCUUGUGAAACUUUCCAGACCGACCGACAAGCACCCCAAAUUUCAAAUUCUGAUACUCUACGAAACCCUUUUCGCUUACUCUCUGAUGAACACGCAGCGUAUGUUUGAACAUCGAAACUUUUGGCGAUAGCUGGGACGUGGUCGUGGGUGACCUGGCGAAAGGGUCUUCUGAAACCGCCAUGUUCAAAUUCAGUCCAGAAGUUGUGGCGCGAGUCCUGGACUUUGGACUUAUUCACUCUUCUUCCACAGAAGGCAAGGCUUGUCUGGCACAAGAAAUAUCCACUUGCAACGACAAUGGCGAGUUUCUUGCGGGCUUGUUGUACUUGUAUGUUAUGGCGUCCUCGCCGUACGCCGUCCAAGAAUGACGUUCACUGCAACUAGUUAAAAAUCCGAAGGGUGCAACACCGACGCCUAUGUCAGUCCAUAGUCCCCGACCAUCAUUCUACGCAACGGCAGAGAACAUCGCAGCUCUUUUGUCACAUCCCACUUCCAGUUCAAGUAACGCUAAAAAGCUUUGAUGCGAGACAAUUAUCGGUAUAUACUGCCAAGGAAUGUGGACAAAGACAGCGCUAUCAACGGCCUGACAGUGAUCAAUAUGGAUGUGGGGGAGAGAAUGAGA